Messenger RNA from Alternaria arbusti, 855 nucleotides. RefSeq lists its product as uncharacterized. The transcript has 2 exons. The record is from RefSeq and is a predicted model, not a curated record. NCBI's taxonomy places the organism in Eukaryota, Fungi, Ascomycota, Dothideomycetes, Pleosporales, Pleosporaceae. Bases 1 to 855 code for a protein of 284 amino acids.
AUGCCCAACACACAUGCGCCAGAAACCCGCUCCAUGACUAUCAAACGCAACGCUACUAGAGUCGACCCUGCUCACCGACUCACUGCAGUUGACGAUGCCAGUGUUCCGCCUACGACUUCUAGCUCUCAGUCUGUGGAACCGGUUGCUGAAGGCAUCCCAGCUGUCAGCUUCCCGUCAGUGCGACCCACUUCAACCUCUAGCGUUUCUCCUAUGCCAGCAAGCAGCCGGUCUAAACACCGCCACCGUCCUGUCAUCCAUAGCGAUAGCGACACGGACGAUCAGAUGACACAGCCAGAAGACCUAGAAGCGCUUCCGAUGCCGUCCAGUGGUCUCGUGUGGACUGCCGGUAGCUCCGUCAACAUGGUUGUACGAGGCACGGACAUGAAGGCUGACUUGAGGUUCAAGAGAGUUACAGUAUCGGGACUUAUAAGACUCAAACUGGGUCUCGAUGCAACCUCCGCGAGUGCGAUGUGGAGGGGGUUGCGAGAAUCUAUCGUUAGCCGAGCCGGUCCAGACAAAACGAACCGGUCAGGCUCAAUGCAAUGGCUCGACGUGGAAGAGACGCGCUACUGGGUGAACCUAUGGGGCUUCGAAUCCGACAUGAAGUGGUUUCUGUCCUGGGUAGACGGCACAGUUGACUUGGAUCCGAUCGCCAAUGCGUUGGCAUGUUCAAGAUGCGGUUCUGAGUUACGGACAGGCAAUAAUUACGGUAUCACUACCAUCAAGAAGCAUUUGGCGAGCCAUCUGGGUACUCUGACGUUCGAGGGCGUACUUGGAGCUGUAGUAUGUCAUGGGUGCAGCCAUGUUUUCAUCACGCCAGACGAGUUCGAGAAGCACAUCUGCCCCGGAUACUAG